Molecule: messenger RNA, 605 nt
Organism: Chionomys nivalis (European snow vole)
Lineage: Eukaryota; Metazoa; Chordata; Mammalia; Rodentia; Cricetidae
Gene: Fabp1
Product: fatty acid binding protein 1
Exons: 4
Coding region: 158-541 (127 amino acids)
Biological process (GO): fatty acid transport
Cellular component (GO): nucleus; cytosol
Molecular function (GO): fatty acid binding
Source: RefSeq, a predicted model, not a curated record
GAGUUAAUGUUUGAACCUGGCCAUAAAGAAAUCGACAACCACUGACCUAUGGCCUAUAUUUGAGGAGGAAGAAGCCCCUUAUAAAAUAGCCAACAGUGGGUGGCAUGGGAGGCAGAGCUGCUGUGGUCAGCUGUGGAAAGGGAGUCUCAUCGCCACCAUGAACUUCACCGGCAAGUACCAACUGCAGAGCCAAGAGAACUUUGAGCCCUUCAUGAAGGCAAUGGGUCUGCCUGAUGACCUCAUCCAGAAGGGGAGGGACAUCAAGGGGAUAUCAGAAAUCGUGCAUAAUGGGAAACAUGUCAAACUCACCCUCACCUACGGCCCCAAAGUGGUCCACAACGAGUUCACCCUGGGGGAGGAGUGCGAGCUGGAGACCAUGAGUGGAGAAAAGGUCAAGGCAGUGGUGAAGAUGGAAGGUGACAAUAAGAUGGUGACAAGCUUCAAAGGCAUGAAGUCCGUGACGGAACUCAACGGUGACACAAUCACCAAUACCAUGACACUGGGCGACAUUGUCUACAAGAGAGUCAGCAAGAGAAUUUAGAAAAGGCUGCGUUUCCUAUUCUUUUACAGUGUAAAAUUUAUGCAAUAAAGUUACCUUUGUUUUG